AUGCUACCUUUAAGAAGCUGCCAGACUAAUAUCAUCGUGACGUGUGGAAAUCAAUGUAACCUCGCUCGUGAGAAAAACAUAAAAAAACUGCUGGAGCAGAAGAAGAAAGCUGAAGCUGGAGCCCGAGAAGCUAACGCUGGACUCUCGAGUGAUGCACGGAUGAGGUUGAAACAGGAGGAAGCAGCUGCGAAAAAAGCCGCUGAGGAAGCAACAAAAGUGGCAGAUGUGAAAAAAGUGAAAAAGAUUGAUCCGCUCAAAAUGUAA
Messenger RNA from Necator americanus (New World hookworm), 264 nucleotides. RefSeq lists its product as uncharacterized. The transcript has a single exon. The coding region runs from base 1 to 264 and encodes 87 amino acids. NCBI's taxonomy places the organism in Eukaryota, Metazoa, Nematoda, Chromadorea, Rhabditida, Ancylostomatidae. The record is from RefSeq and is a predicted model, not a curated record.